GGAGCUCUUGGGUCAAUGUGUACGAAUAUGCGUUCAAAAAGAAGAAAUGCAAAUUUGGAUUUACUACCGCCUCACGGCUGACGGGUUUAUGGACUUGUUUUCUGUCUUACAACCAGGACCUGGGAUAUUCACCGCUGGAACUGAAAUGGCUUCAUCCUAACUCUCUGUGGGACAUGGCACCCAUGAGGUCUUGUUUGUCACUCUGUGUUGUGCUGCACUGAAAGAGUCUUGUCAUGGUGGAUGUUGGGAAGUGGCCAUUAUUUGCCUUGCUUCCACCACAAGACCUCAAUUCAAUUCGUCUAGCCUGCGUCUUUGGCACAUCUGGUAAUGAGACUCUGUAUGUCACAGAAAAUGACGAGGUGUUUGCCUUUGGCACAAACUGCAGUGGCUGCUUAGGAACUGGGGAUAUUCAAAGCACAAUUGAGCCCAGGAAAAUAGACAUCUUGUGCGGUAAGAAGAUCAUUCAUCUAAGUUACGGGAGUGGACCCCAUGUGGUGCUUACUACUUCAGAUGGAGAAGUUUAUGCCUGGGGGAAUAAUGGUUACAGUCAGCUUGGCAAUGGGACAACUACUCAAGGAUUAUCUCCUUGUCAGGUUUCCACCAAUCUGCUGCACAAGAAAGUAAUCGAGGUGGCCUGUGGAUCUCAUCAUUCCAUGAUACUGACAUCUGAUGGAGAAGUUUAUGCCUGGGGUUAUAAUAACUGUGGACAAGUUGGAUCAGGAUCUACUUCUAAUCAACCAACACCACGAAGAGUGACCAGUUGCUUACAAAAUAAAGUGGUCAGCACCAUUGCAUGUGGUCAGUCAUCUUCCAUGGCAGUGCUGGAUAAUGGAGAGGUGUAUGGUUGGGGUUACAAUGGUAAUGGGCAACUUGGAUUGGGCAGUAAUGGCAAUCAGCCGACCCCAUGUAGACUGGCAGCAUUGCAAGGAAUUCAUGUGUGUCAGAUUGUCUGCGGUUACGCUCACACUCUGGCAUUGACAGAUGAGGGAUCACUCUAUUCCUGGGGAGCUAAUGCAUAUGGCCAGCUGGGCAGCGGCAUUAAAAGCAACCAGUCUUGUCCUGUGCAGAUCAUUGUGGAUCGGGAAAGGAUUGUGGAGAUUGCAGCCUGCCAUUCCACUCACACCUCAGCUGCUAAGACCCAGGGUGGUCAGGUGUACAUGUGGGGCCAGUGCCGGGGACAGUCAGUCAUCCUCCCACAGCUCACUCACUUCUCUUGCACGGAUGAUGUUUUUGCCUGCUUUGCCUCUCCAGCAGUUACAUGGCGCUUGUUGUCCGUAGAAAGUGACAAUCACUUGACAGUGGCACAAUCAAUGAAGAAAGAGUUUGACAGCAUGGAAACCUCGGACCUAAAGUUUCUCGUGGAUGGAAAGGUUAUUCAUGCUCACAAAGCUGUUCUCAAAAUAAGGUGUGAACACUUCCGAUCCAUGCUCCAUGAUGAUGAGGUGAUUGAGAUUGACCAGUUUAGCUAUCCAGUGUACCGUGCCUUUCUAGAAUAUUUGUACACAGACUCUGUCAGCCUACCUCCCGAGGAUGCGAUAGGCCUUUUGGAUUUGGCAGCACUUUACGGAGAGAACAGCUUAAAAAACCUUUGUGAGCAGACUAUUAAACAGGGUAUUUCUGUGGAGAAUGCCAUAACUUUACUGUCGGCUGCAGUGAAAUAUCAGGCAAAGGGGUUGGAAGAGUUUUGCUUUAAGUUCUGUGUCAAUCAUUUGACAGCCGUGACACAAACACAGGGCUUUUCGGACAUGGACCAUGAGCUCUUGAAGAAUUUCAUCAGCAAGGCUGGGAAGCACGGGGCAUUCCGGAAUUGAAGCAGGAACUUGAGCAGACACUGAAUGCACCAGUCUCCCGGUCGUCUUUGUUAGUUCUUUUUCUUCCCCGCUCUAUUUAGUUUAUCUGCCCAUACCCCUUCAGACAUCUGCCCUGGCAGGGUUAGAGUUCCAGAGGUGCCAAAUGACACUGUGCCCAAGAAGCUAUUAUAUCUUUAUUAACCUUAAACAGGCUGUUCAAGUAGGGAAGUAUUACAGCUGAGUUCUUUGCUUGGUAUUUAGCAGUGCACAAUUCUAGUGAGUGUGUGCUCAACAGUAAUCUGGAGAUGGGUCCUGUCUGACUUUUUUCCCUUCCCUAACUGCUGACAGUUGCAGCACCAUUCUCCACUGCCCUAGAUGAAACUCAGCACGGACCAGCGACCAAACCUGGAACCUUCCACAUCUGAAUGGUUCAGCUACUCGUGCAAGAAAGGAAUUGGUUUUGCUUUUGAAGAAAAGGGUCAGCAUCACGAGUGAAACAUGAGAUUAUGCAAGUCAUUCUCUUAAUAUGUUUUGCACGUGGCAGAGUGAAGGACUUCCGAAUUCAAUUUAAUGUGCAAUUCAGAACUAAGCAUCAUGGUUUUGCUUUAGGAAUAUCCUUAUGAUUCCUGUAGUUGCUGAUUUCAUAUCAUGGUGUCCACUUUAAAAUGAGUGACAAACCAUUGUUAUUUUAGCAAGAAUUUUGCAAUCCUAUAGAUAUGUUUUCCUGAAUCAAUUUUUGUAACAGUGAAAACAAAAUGAAGGAUAUCAGCAUAUUCUAGAUGACUCAUUACAUUAUAAGUUUAUUAAUAGUAGUAGAUAGGAAUGCUAGAUUCUCAGCAAAAGGCACUUAGUGCUGUAUCAGUAGACAUCUUAUGGAGCUGGAUAACCUUAAUUAGCAAAGGGAUGGAGAGAGGGAGCAAUGUCAACAGAUAAUUGAAUGUUUUAUGGACACAAAUCCUUUGGUUGCUGGGAAUAUCAGCUAUGGCAUACAAUUGGUCAUUUAGAAUAACUAUGCUAUUACAUCAAUGGUGAGAUGUUUUAGUAGGUUAGUGUGGAGGGAUAGAGCUUUAUCUUCAGGUUUUGGUUGCAACUAGUCCCUUCUCAGCUUAAGUGAACAGAGUAGAACUCCUAGGUUUUCUCUCUGAUAUAGCCAGGUGUUGCGGCCCCUGACAGUUGAACUUUCCAUCUAUCAGUAAGGAAAUAAAUGCAUUUGAAUUGCCCAGUGUUUUAAAACUGAUUUUAUUCUGACUGAGGGAGGAUAUUCCAUCACUUUCUGGUUCUUUUUCUGUAGUCGAGGCACAGCUGAAGCGAAGUUACAGUAUCUCUCAACACUCUAAAUCAGUAAACAAACAAUCUUAAAGAACAUUACAUUAUAAUAUAAAAUAAUGUAAUUAUAUUACAAUAUGCAGGAGAAAAUCUCCUAACCAUUGUAUGUGGAUCCUUGGAAGCAGAAUGGCUAAGUGAAUUUGUUUUAAACAUUUUCGUUAGAGACCAUCUCUAAUUGCUGUGAAUUAGUGACAGUAGAGUUUCUUCAACUGCUGCUUUAAGUCAGUUUUGGUUCCCUGAAAUUUGAAGGCAGUCUUUGAAGAGUUAUUGUGCACAAUCUCACAUUUGAAUGCAGAUGGAUGAUUCUACUUUGAUCACAUUUUUUUGUUGUAUUAGGAAAUGGUUUGUGCUUAAGGACUGUUAAAACCUUACAGGUCUUAGGCCAGAGCAUUCCUUGGAGCUGCUCCAGAUCUCUUGCUGUUAUUUCACUGAAAGACUGUACAAAGUAAACUCACCAGCUUCAGGGAAAUUACCAGCCUUGAUUUCCAGGAUCCUACAGGUAGCAUUCUGCUAAAGAUACUGGGAUAUUAUGUGUGGAAGGGACAAAGUAGAUAGACCCUUACAUAAUGACUAUUGGUCUGAACUAUCUUAUCUCCUUGUUCCAUCGAGUGGAGAUCCAUCUGAGGCUAACAGAUAGAUGAGUUAUGUGCAACUAAUUUUGUGUUGGUUUGAACUAGACUCACCUGAGGGUAGAUUUAAUACUGGUGCAGAUUUGAAUACACCAGUACAGAGGUGGACAUGCACUGAAUUUGUUCCAUAGUGUCCAUCCCCAGUUUAUCUGCAAUCCAUGAUGUUCAUGUACUUCAACUUAUCUAACAAUUAUUGUUAACAGGACAGCUUCUCUCAAACUGCAUUUAUACUUGAAUUGAGUGAGAUUACAGCACUAGGUGUCUCAAUUGGUUCAACACUUUAAGGGGGGGCGGGGGGGGGGAAGGUUUGUGUUGGGUGAACAUGACCGUUGUGUAUUAGGGCCCAAUUGCAGAGGUUUAAUCAUGUUAGUCAUUGCCAGCCAAAGGCUGAUAUAGAUAAUAAAUAUGCAUUUAAAUCCUUCUAAUAGUUUAACAACAUACAAAUUUAAUAACUGGAAAAUGUAAUUUAUAAACCAAUUUAGAGAAACAAAUCUACCUAAAUGUUAAUGCUGCCCUCAGUUAUGUUUUUUAUUGUCGUGACUGCUGUAUUGUAAUUUGUUUACCUUCAGCUUUUGUGUUACAAAUAGUGACUUGAUCCUUUGUCAAAUUUUAUUUUCCCUUGAGAAUGUGAUUUUUGAUUUAAAAAGGUGUAAUGUUAAAUUGUUACUUAUACUAAAGUAUAAAGUGUUCAGUAUAGUCUGUUUAUUUACAUUGAAUCACAUAACUGGCUAUGAAACUGGAUGUUGUUGAGACUAUUACUUGUAUAAUUGAAGCUUCUGACAGCACUUAGCUUCUUUGACUUGUACUAUCAUUUAAAAUAAAGGAUUAAAAGUUGCAAGAUG
Molecule: messenger RNA, 4587 nt
Organism: Carcharodon carcharias (great white shark)
Lineage: Eukaryota; Metazoa; Chordata; Chondrichthyes; Lamniformes; Lamnidae
Product: RCC1 and BTB domain-containing protein 2-like
Exons: 12
Coding region: 234-1811 (525 amino acids)
Molecular function (GO): protein binding
Source: RefSeq, a predicted model, not a curated record